AACAAAAUUCACUGUAGUGGAAAAGAAGAAAAAUUUGCUCGCAAUUCCAUCUGCAUUGUUGUGAGCUGUGGCAAUUUUUAUUGCUGCAAAAUGUCGAAGUUACCGCAAUAUCUUGGUUUGGAUAAACUCGCCAAAGCCUGGGAGAUUAUUAGUUUCAAUGGUGGUCUUCGAAAUAGUUUUUUCAAGUUGUAUAGGUUUGACGACUUGAAAAUUGGUAAACUUGUCGGCACCGAUAAAUACGGUAAUAAAUACUAUGAAAACAAUUACUAUUUCUAUGGUCGCAAUCGUUGGGUGGAAUAUGCACCACACAUCCAUAUGAACUACGAUGGUUCCCAAAUUCCAGCUGAAUGGUUCGGUUGGAUGCACUACAAAACUGACCGAAUUCCAACUGAAGACCCACAUCGGCCACAGUACAAAUGGAUGUCGGAUCACUCUGAAAAUCUAUCUGGCACACCAGACCAAUAUGCGGCAUACUCAACGGUCAAACCGAAAAUCGAAGCAUGGCAACCACCAAAAAAAUGAAUUUCAAAAAAUGAAGCCAACUGUAGUUUUUUUCUGUCAAAAGCUAUUAUGUAUUUAAAUUUAAUAACAAUAAAUGAGGCGUAAAUGA
Messenger RNA from Sitodiplosis mosellana (orange wheat blossom midge), 610 nucleotides. It is a transcript of the gene ND-B17.2, whose product is annotated as probable NADH dehydrogenase [ubiquinone] 1 alpha subcomplex subunit 12. Bases 91 to 522 code for a protein of 143 amino acids. The transcript has 4 exons. Gene Ontology annotation, cellular component: membrane. Gene Ontology annotation, biological process: mitochondrial respiratory chain complex I assembly; response to oxidative stress. The record is from RefSeq and is a predicted model, not a curated record. Lineage: Eukaryota; Metazoa; Arthropoda; Insecta; Diptera; Cecidomyiidae.